Trypanosoma grayi is the source of this 1431-nucleotide messenger RNA. RefSeq lists its product as hypothetical. The coding region runs from base 1 to 1431 and encodes 476 amino acids. The record is from RefSeq and is a predicted model, not a curated record. NCBI's taxonomy places the organism in Eukaryota, Euglenozoa, Kinetoplastea, Trypanosomatida, Trypanosomatidae. The transcript has a single exon.
AUGAAUCCUGCUGCUUCUGCUGUUGCAAAUUUGCUCUUAGCGGUGCUAACGACUUCUCCUGGUGUGACAGGCAUGAGUCUGCGCGACUGCCAGUUUGAAACAAGUGGCCUCUCAGCUGUGUAUGCCGUGGUGCGUUUUCCUGGUGGUGGCGAGUUGACAAACGAACAAAUUCGUACUCUUGUGCGUGGUGCGGACACUUCCAUGUUGCAGGCAUUGUACUGGCAGAACGGUGGCCGCACAACGGAGGGUGUGUACGUGAUAGACACAGCGCCAAGUAUGCGUCGUGUGAAGUGUGACACGGGAUGCCGGUACGGCGUGGGGAUUGGUGUGCCUGUGGUCUGCUGUGCUGUUCUCUGCAUUCCAAUCUUUAUUUCGCUGGUGUCUGUGCGGCGCGCCAACCUCAAACUGGAUCCGCUGCCGCCACCACUGCCGUGCGCGCAGGUGUGCUGCUCACGCCACGCCGCCACUCUCACCCCUUCGUACAAGCUGCUGAACCCGCACGCCUCCUUGGAUCCUGGCUAUGAGCUGCAAAGACAUCGGUAUGAGCAGGAUUUGAUGCGGCCCGAUACCCCGGAGUUUGUGCCGACGGUGGACGAGAUGGACGACGGAUAUCCGGCAGGAUUUCAGCCCCCCACAGUGGCAGGCGAGACGGACGAAGAGCGCUACACACGCACCGCCCAUGAGGCCUUCGAGGCGGAGAGGAAGCGCCGGGAUGACGAGAAUCACUGGCGCCGGGAGAACGGCCUGCCCCUUCUUGCUGACAUGAGCACGUCAAAACGGAAGCCACGUGUGAUUGUGGUGGAGGAUCGCAAGGAGGCACCUUACAACACAGUGAUGGACCUCGACCCGGUGGAACGCGCAAAGAUUGAGCCCGUUCCGCCUCCACCACUACCACCACCAGCAGCAGCAGCGACAGCACCACAGCCAGUGUCCACAAGUGUGCCACCCAUGAGAGAUUCGGACGAGGUGAUCGUGCCGCAGCCGAUGCCAAGCUUCUACGCGAGUAACUCCUCUAUCAACUCGUACCAGCCAAACAAGAAGGCGGCACGUCCUGAAUCCUCUUUGGUGGGUGAUCGCGGCAGUCACACACAUCCACGUCACAUCCCGCCAACAAGCCUGACACCUGCGAGCAUCACGCCAUCGACCUUGUCACCUGCGGUGGCAGGCGGUGCGAAGCGUGGUGAGGACGUCCCCGAGCGUGUGCCGCCUAAUCUGAACCCUGACGACCUACAGCCCGGCGUGAGCCCCUUCACCGGCGCAAACCAUCAGAAGGUAUCGCUGCGUGAUACUGGCAUGAUCGGCGGGGAAAUUUUGCCGCGUUUGCAGUCGACAUCGCCAGGGGCGGACCCUGAUGGGAGGCAGCCGUCGAUUCUGCGACCCUCGUCGGGGAAGCUGAGCCGUCGCGGCAGCGGCGACGCCAGCACAAAGUGA